AUUUUCUUCUCCACUUUUUUUAUUUUCUGCCAAAUAUUUCAACUCGCUUUCGACAACUACCUACGCACAUCAGCUCCACACAAGCACAAGCACUUGCUACUUUCACAUCACUUUUUUCUUCUCGACAUGGGUCUUUUAUCGCUGGGCACGCCGCUUCCCUGGGAUCAGGCAAAGCUCCUUGCGUGCGAGGUGCGCCAACACGGAAUCGAGCAGUUCCUUCACAUCUGGCGCAACAUGAAGGACCGACAAAAGGACAAUCUGCUCUGGGGCGAUGAGAUUGAGUACAUUCUCAUUUCGCUGGACCACAAGAAUAGGCGUGCGCGCCUGUCGCAGCGGGGCCAUGAGCUUCUUAGCCUGCUACAGGUGGAGGAGAACGAGAGGCUCACCAACCCUGGCCGCCCUGGCGAAAAGCCCGAGCUCGAGGCACUGUGGAGACCCGAGUUUGGCCGCUAUAUGAUUGAAGGCACACCUGGCCAUCCGUACAACUCGACUGUCGACGAGCUCGUCAAUGUCGAGGCGAAUAUGAAGCGGCGGCGUGAGAUAGUCGCGGAGAAUAUGACCGAGGAUGAGAUAAUCGUAUCGAUCGGAAGCUACCCCGAGCUUGGCAGCGCCGACUUCCUCGACCCCCCGCAUAAGCCCAAUGGCCAGUUUUUGCGCAGUCUCUUUUUGCCCGACGAGGUUGUUAACCCGCACCCCCGAUUCCGCACGCUGGCUGCAAACAUUCGCGAGCGCCGUGGCGCCAAGGUGGCCAUCAACAUGCCCAUAUUCCACGACGCAAACACCCCAAACCCCUUUGUCGACCCGACCAUUCCUUACGAGCGCAAUCUGUUCCCUGAGGACAGCGAGGCUAAGGAGGGUGCUGCGCUGCCAGACCACAUUUACAUGGACGCCAUGGGCUUUGGCAUGGGAUGCUGCUGCCUCCAGAUCACGCUGCAGGCGCCGAAUGUUGACCAGGCGCGCCGGAUGUAUGAUCAAUUUGCCACUGUUGGCGCAGUGAUAAUGUCGCUAUCGGCCUCGUCGCCAAUCUUCCGCGGGUACCUGGCCGACGUGGACUGCAGGUGGAAUGUCAUUUCAGCCGCCGUCGACGACCGGACACCCGAAGAGCGCGGACUGCGGCCGCUGGCCAAGGACCGCUUUGUCAUUCCCAAAUCACGCUACGGAACCAUCGACACAUUCCUGGGCUCGAGUGACGGCCACUUCAGGCCCGAAUACAACGAUCUGCCGCUGGCUUACGACAAGGACAUCUACCAGCACCUGGCCGACAGCGGCAUCGAUGACCUGAUGGCAAAGCACGUGUCGCAUCUGUUUAUCCGCGACCCGCUGGUGAUCUUUGAGGAGCUCCUCGACCAAGACGACUCGGUGUCGGCAGACCACUUUGAGAACAUCCAGUCGACCAACUGGCAGAAUGUGCGCUUCAAGCCGCCUCCACCAAACUCGCCCAUUGGAUGGCGCGUAGAGUUCCGCCCGUUGGAGGUGCAAGUGACUGACUUUGAGAACGCGGCGUUCUCGGUGUUCACAGUCCUUCUGGCACGCGCGAUGCUGGCGUUCAACGACAUCAACAUGUACAUUCCCGUAACGAAAAUGGACAUUAACAUGCAGCGCGCCCACAGCCGCGAUGCUGUGCUCAACGAGAAGUUCUACUUCCGCCGCAACAUAUUGGGCGAUAACAAGUUCGAGGAAGACGUCAUCGAGAUGUCUGCCAACGAAAUUGUCAACGGCUCGCUCGAGUUUGUCGGCCUCAUUCCGGUCGUGCAGAUGUACCUGGACUCCAUUGCGCUAGAUGACGCUGUGCGCAGCAAGAUUGACGUGUACAUUGCCUUUAUCAGCGGGCGCGCCAAUGGGUCGAUCGUGACAGCUGCUGCCUGGAUCCGCAACUUUGUGCGCAGCCAUCCAGCAUACAAGUUUGACUCGGUUGUGUCCCCAGAGAUCAACUACGACUUGGUCAUUGUGCUUGAUGAGGUGGCUCGCGGAAAGCGCCUCGCUCCGGAGAUGGUUGGGACCGGGGGCAGCUCUGUAUGAUUCGUGCCAGGCUGUGCGCAUUAUAUUAUUUUAUCCUUUCAAAUGCUUAUCGUAUUUUAUCGUAUUUAUUACACAUUUGAGCUUUCACUUGGCAGUUUGAUGCUGGUACGCGGAACAGACCCGUGUGGAAGGCCAGUGUAUCCCCGGCGCAUCCGACAAAAAAGAUUACAAUUUUCUAACCUCUGGCCUUAUGCUAAAUAUCAACACUAUUUAGCUGGUCGUACUAUUUGAGAUUGCCGGCCGUAUAGAGCGAUAUGUCGCAAGGGUUUGAAAGGGGUUUAAACGCAGACAAAGCAAAGUGUCCUUGAAUCAUGACAUGGUGGCGUUGUGUUUAAUGCGCACAUGCACGCCACGCCUUUCUCCAAUUUUAUCGAAUAUAAUACUUCAUAUACGUAGCAAAACAAGUAAAUAUAGAAUAGGGACCCAACAUAUUGAAAUUUGAGUACAUAAAUUGCAAAAAU
Messenger RNA from Kickxella alabastrina, 2480 nucleotides. Its product is annotated as glutamate-cysteine ligase-domain-containing protein. The transcript is spliced from 4 exons. Bases 127 to 2019 code for a protein of 630 amino acids. Gene Ontology annotation, molecular function: glutamate-cysteine ligase activity. Gene Ontology annotation, cellular component: glutamate-cysteine ligase complex. The record is from RefSeq and is a predicted model, not a curated record. Lineage: Eukaryota; Fungi; Kickxellomycota; Kickxellomycetes; Kickxellales; Kickxellaceae. Gene Ontology annotation, biological process: glutathione biosynthetic process.